Messenger RNA from Chrysemys picta bellii (western painted turtle), 5047 nucleotides. It is a transcript of the gene CMTM6, whose product is annotated as CKLF like MARVEL transmembrane domain containing 6. Gene Ontology annotation, cellular component: membrane. The record is from RefSeq and is a predicted model, not a curated record. NCBI's taxonomy places the organism in Eukaryota, Metazoa, Chordata, Testudines, Emydidae.
AGAUUUCGGCGCUGGGGCCCGCCAGGCUCCGCCUCUGGUUUCCCCGAAGCGCGGGGAGGGGAAUUCCGGGAGGCGGCGGGACCCGGGCGCUGCCUGAUUCGCGCUUUUCCCCCGGCGGCGGCGGAGCGACGUUCCUGCCCCUUGGUGGCCCUCGGGCGCCGCAGCCCGGCCUUUGGGUUUCGUUUGGCCGCAGCUCGGGCUCCCGGAGCCUGCCCCGCCCGCCAUGGACAACGGCGGCGUGUACGUCCCGACCACCGAGCCGCAGAGCAAGCCCCGUACCUGCGAGUGCACCUUCACCCGGCUCAGCCGGCAGCGCCUGGUGCUCAAAGCGGCGCAAGUGCUGCUUUCCUUUUUGGCCUUCAUCCUUGAAGAAAUUGUGGAGAGUUGUAUCCUGUGUGGUGGGCUUUAUUUCUUUGAGUUUAUAAGCUUCAGUGCCACCUUUCUGAGUCUCCUGAUAUUGAUUGUGUAUUGCACCUCUGCAUAUGAUAAAGUUGAGAAGGAUAGAUUAAGAACAUUGGAUUUCUGGGUCACUACAGUAGUGGGAGUUCUCUUUUUUGUAGCUUCCAUUGUGUUUGCUGCAACCAAUGACAAGUCAUCUGUUGAAACUGUUGCAAUUGUGUUUGGCUUUUUGGCAAGUAUAGGAUUUCUAGCUGAUGGUAUUCACAUGUUUAUGGAGAAACGGAGAGGGAAGGAAAAUAAAUCCGAGAACACUGGCAACACACAGAACACACCAGAAAAUCAGCCGCUGAAUAACCAAAUCUAAACUUUAAAAAAGUCCUUUGAUUUCUAUGAGUUAAAUUAAUCAAGAUGAAAAAUGUUCAUUUCCUUACUUAUUUCACUGCAUUGAGGGUAACUUUGUCUUCUCUCUCUUUUGCAUCUAGCCAGCUUUGUACAAGUCUGACCCAAUCAUAAGCUUUUAUAGACUCUUAAUUUUUUUAACAACAGUAUGUUGAGCAUCAGGGUUUGUACAAUUCUCCAUCUAACUUGUCCUGACUAAUAACUGUUAGAGGGACAUUCUAAAAGGAAGAAAUUGCCUCCAAAUAGAUUUUUUUAUUUAAACAUAAAAUAGACAUCAGUAACUGAAAGCACUGAGACUUCUGAGAAGAAUGACUGUAAUACAGGCGAACUCAUCAGGCUUAAAUUCUGAGUUAUGUUUUUAAAAUAUUUAAAUUUAUGUAAAUACAGCGGGCUAGAAUUAGAAUUCUGUUGCAUUAAUUCACACCUACCUAUGUUGGUGAUAUCUGGCUUCUUGCCUCUGAUACUAAGAAUGACUUAGUACAAUAAAAUCCCUUCCUUGUUUUAUCGGUUAAACUGAAUGUAAAAGGGAAACUAAAUUUUGCAAUCUCAUAGAGGUUUCUAUCCCCAAAUGAGUUGUUCUUUACUUUGAUUUUAUCUUGUGUGUCUUACUCCAUACUUCUAGAUUCUGUUUUGUGUCUCUGAAAGUCACUGCUCUUUUUUAAAGGCAGUUGGUAAAACACAUACAGCUAGCUUAUGUGUAUUUGAUAGUCAAGUGGUAUAUCAUAGAGUGACCUUUGCACUCCAUAUUUGUGGAAGUUUAAAGCUGUAAGUGAUGCAUUCUUUAAAAAUAUCGUUAAACCCAUUAAAGAAAGAAGAAAUUUGAAAAUUAGCCUUAAGAGGAAAGGUUAAGAGGCCAAUAUUUUCAGCCUAGAGGAAAGAAUACUGAGAGGAGACUAACUGCCUACAAACAGGUAAAGGGAUAUAUUUUUUUAAAAGAGGGAGCAGGGACCAAUUAAUCCUUUCAGUUCACGAGGGCAGACAAAAAGUAAUUAGCUUAAGCUUUGCCAGGAAAAGUUUUCAUUAAAAAUAAAAUAAUGAAACGUUGGCACCGUUGCAGUGCACAGAGGGGGAAGGGAUAGCUCAGUGGUUUGAGCAUUGGCCUGCUAAACCCAGGGUUAUGAGUUCAAUCCUUGAGGGGGCCACUUAGGGAUCUGGGGCAAAAUCAGUACUUGGCCCUGCUAGUGAAGGCAGGGGGCUGGACUCCAUGACCUUGCAAGGUCCCUUCCAGCUCUAUGAGAUAUAUGUAUAUAUAUGGAGAUAUACCUAAGAUGAAUGGUCAUGAAAGUUGAUUAUUGUUUGUCCUUGCUCCUGCAUGCAGCUCAGUUGGUGACUGGAUAAAUAAGUAAGCAAGCAGUUGUAUAAACUUCUAGACUUAAGACAGCAGCCCCUGGGAUGAAAACGGAAGCUAUUAGUGAGCAGUGGGUUAGGCACAAGCAGUGCAAGGAUGCAAAAGACCAGACAGGUUGAGUCACAUAUGCAGGGCAGUGGUGAAAACGCAUUCUUCAGAUGUUUGAAGGGUGGGAUUUUUUUGCUGGUUGGGUUCUUUUUUCUCUGUGGAAGGGGAAAAUGAGAGUCUUACACCUGCAAGGGAGGGCUAUGUAAGCAGGAUAAAUUGUAGUAAACUUCCAAGAGAAUAUGAGGCGCUCCAAGUAUAUAUUUAACAAAAAAAACAAACCCCAAAACACCAGUAUCUUAGAGGCCUCAUUAUGUAAAAGUAGUUUGUUGUCUGACUUUCCACGAUACUUGCCAUGUCUUCCAUGAUUUGAGACUAUUAACAUCACUUUCCCAAAAUGUAUUAUGUCAAAUCAACAGCCCUUUAAAUCAUUGAGGCGGCACUGAGACUAAACCCUCUAGGAACAGGUUGUCUUUUACCCUCGCCCUAUUUUGAGGACAGAGUAGUAAGGGAUUUAAAGUAUUGUAAGUGAAGUCAGAGGCUUUUUCUAAGGCUGCUACUUUCUGAUGAUCAUACAUAAUAUGGUUGUAAUGGUCUCCCUUCGUUAAAUGUGUCAGCUCCUGAAGGGUUGAACCUGUUUGUGAAGGAAAUCUGACACUAACACUACAUUUUGCUGAAGGAACGCCGUUAGGUGGUGUAGAGCAGCAAGCUUAGCCUGAAGCUUACAUUCAGAAUAAAUAUACGCUUUCUUUAGUGAAAUUUCCUCAUUUCUGAAUGAAAUGUGCUCUUCCUUAAGAUGGACAUAUUUAUUUUCUCUGUACAUCUGUACUUAAGGACCUACUGUCUCCUCACAUGUUGCCGUCACUGGUAGUUAUGUGCAUGAUAAGAGAGAUACCUUUAAGGUACCUUUACAAGCAAUACCCCUGAAAAUAUAAAACUUCCCAGUGUUGGGGAUCUCCGUCAUACUGUGUAAGUCCUUCAUUUAGAACCACUACAAUGAAUAUCAUCAAUCUUUGGCUCCAUCCUGUUUUGUUAAUUUCUCUGUGCAUGGUUUUUACUAGAUUUUUACUUGCUUUUUGCAUCAAAAGUAGCUAUAAAUCUUGAUUUUAAAAAUAAAGACCUUGCUAUAAGUAGAAAGUAGCAUUCAGUCCACCCCCUUGCUAUGUCGGGACUGUUCCCUGCAGUGUGUGUUCCUAACGUGUUGUCCAGUUUUAGUUUUAAAUGUCCCAAGCAAUGGGGCUUCCACCACUCUCCACAACAAAUGGGUGACCUCAUACAGAUUUGAGUGUCAACUUAUUUGUUUCUAAAAUAAGAGGCUGAAAAUGCCCUUUUCCAAUAGAAAGGAAUGAAAAACAUUUAUCAACUAUGUCAUGAAAAGGGAACGGAUAAUGUUUAGGAACUAGUUAGCUCUAUUUUCUAAUCUGCCAUAGGCGUUCUCUGGGAGAUGCAAGGCCCACUGCCCUCAAAAGCACACCCAGUUCUUGUCAGACUCGCAGUCUCUCUCCUGUGGCAAUAGAGUGCUACCACUAGACCAGCCUGGAAUUGGGUUCAGGUGAGUUUAUGCACAUCGUAGUGGACAUACAGAACUGGAAUUACUAACUUAAAAUGGUGUGUGCAUGUGUGGUGUUGGCAUAAGUUUUAUGACCAUGAUGUUGGUCUAAAACUCUUCAUUUUUGUUUAAAAAGACUUUGGGAUUACAACUCUUGUUUGAGUUUCUUUAAGUGAACCUAUGAAGACUGAGCAUGUAACUUUUUCAUAGAUAUUUGGAAGCAGUUUUUACAAACUACCAUAGAAACCAUAUAAAUAGAAGAGAGCUGGAUGUAAGUCCUUCAGAACCCAGCCACACUUGUACGUUGGCUGGAGUGAGAGACUUUAUUGCUGUAAAAAUAGUUUUGAAUUUUUUUCACACUCUAAAAAAUAUCCUAUUUGAUGUUUUUUUGUCACACUCAACUCUUUGCCUUUUUUUUUUUUUAAAUUAGGCUUGGUCCCAAAAGUGGAGAGGGGCAGUUUUAAGCAGGAUUAAAUGUUCCUGCAAAAAUUCUUGCUUAAUCAGUAAUAAAACCCGUGGAAGAGAGUAAUUACUAUAGGAAGCCUACCUGUGCAUUGUGUCCUAUCUCCAAGAGAGGGUCAUCAGUAGUUGUCUAUGGGAUUAUGGGCCUGCUGCCAUCAUUGUUGAGAGACUUAAACCUAUUGCAAUGGGUCCUUCCGACACCAGAAGCACCUGAUGAGUCUUUAUACCAAAUUCCGUGGUGACAAAGCUUCCCAGUUUCACCCUCCACACCUGGAAAGAAGUGAACUAUCUUGCACUAUUCCCAGAGUCCUGCAAAAGAUGUUUUGACAUAACAGCACUUGCCAUCAUGUUGAUUUUUAGUUCCAUUCAAAGCACAGAAACCAACUCGUACAAGAGAAAUACAAAAUUUCCAGUAAAGGGAAACAUUUUGUGAGGUUCUUUAAAAAGUAUGUAUAACUGAUUGCCACAGGAAAUUAGCUUGAUAGUGUGCUAUUUAAGAUAUAAAAUUUAUGUAUAAACACACCUUUGAAUAUGUUCAUUUGUUGCUGUACAUGUGUAAUGUAUAUCUAGAUAAUUUUUAACUGGCAAAUUUAAAUUGUAUUUUCAUUACUUUGAGAUUUAAGGAGGGUUUUUUUUUAUGUUUACUGGGUUAGGAAAAUAUAAUGGUUGUAUAACUAUGUACAGUUCUUUGGCGUGUACUGCAAAUGCCUUGAAAUUCCAGUUGAAGUAUUUCAAAAUAGAUAAAGAAUUUUCCAUUCUAAACCUGUGGCCUUUUAAAUGUGCUAUGCUUUUUUACUGGGUUUCUAAAAUAUUUUAAUAAUUUUAAAUAAAAUAUUAGUAAGUAA